AUGGUUAACUCACAUGGAAUACGGUAUAUUCGGUUGAAGCAGGUCUUUAAUCGUGCAUUGGACCAAUCGAUUUCGAAAUUACAGAGUUGGGACAAGGUCAGUUCAUGCUUCCCGCAAUAUGUGAAUAGCAAGCAGGGCGCUAUAAACGUCGCCAAUUGUCAGCGCCAAUUAACGGAAUUCUGGACGGAGCUUUGUCAACGAGAGUUUAAAGAAAUUAUGGAAGAACGAAACGUCGAGCAGAAACUAAAUGAGUUGGACGAACUGAUUUUGGAGGCUAAAGAACGUUACACGGAUCGUGAUCAAGAUGAAGUAAACAAAGGGCCCGCGAUCGAUGAGCUCUCCAGCAAAGAGCUUGUGGAAUGCCAUUUAUACAGCCAACGGAUGCAUGCCAUACACGAGAUAGACGAGCGGCUUGCGAAAGUGAAUGAGAUGAACGACCAGUUAGCCCAGGAGUUGAAAGACUUAGAGACGCAAGUAGAGGUAGAGAAAAACGAAAUUGGCAAGAUGUACGAUGAGUACCUGGGCUCCCACACGGACCAACCGGCCAACGUGCUGCUGGUACAGAGCCUCAAUGAUAUGGUCUUGGAAUUGAAGGAAAACUAUUGA
This is a messenger RNA of Saccharomyces cerevisiae S288C, 606 nucleotides long. RefSeq names its product MIND complex subunit NNF1 (gene NNF1). The transcript has a single exon. Bases 1 to 606 code for a protein of 201 amino acids. Lineage: Eukaryota; Fungi; Ascomycota; Saccharomycetes; Saccharomycetales; Saccharomycetaceae. Gene Ontology annotation, cellular component: nucleus; MIS12/MIND type complex. The record is from RefSeq and is marked reviewed.